CAGGCUCUGAAGGGUCUCUGAAAAGCAAGUUGGCUUUCAGCUCCAGAGCCUGUGUCUGGGGUUGGCAGCCAGGAGGCAGGAGCACCGUCUCCCUGCGGGUCCGGCUGGCAGGAGUUCCUGCCGUGCAGAUGGGAAUGCAGCCCCGUGCUCCUCCACCCGCUCAGCUACUCUGUGUCCUUAACUCAGUGAGGUCGGACUACCUGGAAGUGGCACACCUGCUCUGUGCACGCCUGUCUCUUCUCUUCUGCAUUUUGUCCUUGGCAGUAUGAACCAGGAGAAUGCUAUUCCCUCCUUGCUUAUUCUGCCUUUGGUCGUCUGACCGGGUAGCAUCCUAGCUGAAAGCUAAGAUGCUGCAGGCCUAACAGGACACCUACCCCUACCACCACCCAGCAGGAGCCCUCUCCCUGUUCUCCAGUGCCAGAGCCAGGAAGAAGAGGCAGCCUGCAGAGUUUCCUUGCCGUCACUCGCCUGCUUCUCUGCCACGGCAUUUAGGGUUGGACCGGAAGACUUACUUCUCAGAGGGAUGGUAGCAGCUGGGUGGCUGGUGGGUCCUCUGAGGCUGCCGAACUGGGGAGCAAGCUGCCAAAAAGAUGUUGAAGUUUCGGGCUGAUCGCCGGGUCAGCCACAAUGAAAGACGGAACACAUUUCGGCACCCAGUGACCGGCCAGGUCCUAGAGGAAAACAAAAAAUUUGAUUUGAAAACAUUGGCGUUGGACAUGUCCAAUAAAACAAGUGGGAAACGCCCUGCUAGCACAAGCAAUGACAUAGUCAACCACAGCAUGGUGUCCGAGGUCCCUCCAGAGCGGCCCAAUGUCCGGGCAACUCGGACAUCCCGCAAAGCCAUCACUUUUGGCAAGCGUGCACACUCCAUGAAGCGGAACCCCAGUGCCCCCGUCACUAAGGCAGGCUGGCUCUUCAAACAGGCCAGCUCCGGGGUGAAGCAGUGGAACAAGCGCUGGUUUGUGCUGGUGGACCGCUGCCUCUUCUACUACAAAGAUGAGAAGGAGGAGAGCAUCCUGGGCAGCAUUCCCCUCCUGAGCUUCCGGGUCGCUGCUGUUCAGCCCUCAGACAACAUCAGCCGGAAGCAUACGUUUAAGGUGACUGUGUGCUGGGUGGAUGAGGCCAGGGCCAGGCCCACGCACUGCCUCUCCCCACAGGCUGAGCAUGCUGGUGUCCGCACCUACUUCUUCAGUGCCGAGAGCCCCGAAGAGCAGGAGGCAUGGAUCCAGGCCAUGGGGGAGGCUGCACGGGUACAGAUCCCUCCAGCCCAGAAGUCUGUGUCCCAGCCUGUGCGUCACAACCACGAGAAGCCAGACUCUGAGAACAUCCCACCCAGCAAACUCCACCAACAGCCACCUCACAACUGUCUCCCCAAGCCUGAGCUGGAGGCCAAGACUCGGGGGGAAGGUGAUGGCCGAGGCUGUGAGAAGGCAGAACGGAAGCCUGAGAGGCCUGAAGUCAAGAAGGAGCCUCUAGUGAAAGCCAAUGGCAUCCCAGGUGGACCCGAACCAGGCUCAGAGCCCGGCAGCCCUUACCCCGAGGGCCCAAGGGUCCCGGGGGGCGGAGAGCAGCCAGCUCAGCCCAAUGGCUGGCAGUACAGCUCCCCAAGUCGACCAGGAAGCACAGCUUUCCCGCCGCAGGAUGGAGAGAAUGCGGGGCAUCGACGGAGCUUUCCAGCAGCACGCAACAACCCUGACAAAAUUGCCCAACGCAAGAGCUCCAUGAACCAACUACAGCAGUGGGUAAACCUGCGCCGAGGGGUACCACCACCCGAAGACCUUCGCAGUCCCUCCAGGUUCUACCCCGUGCCCCGUCGGGUCCCUGACUAUUAUGGCCCCUACCCCUCCCAGUAUCCGGAUGAUUACCAGUACUACCCCCCAGGGGUGCGACCUGAUAGCAUCUGUUCCAUGCCCGCCUACGAUCGCAUCAGCCCUCCCUGGGCCCUGGAGGACAAGCGCCACUCCUUCCGCAAUGGGGGCACCCCUGCCUACCAGCUGCGUGAGUGGAAGGAGCCUGCAGGCUACGGCCGGCAAGAUGGCACUGUCUGGAUCCCCAGCCCAUCCCGGCAGCCAGUCUACUACGACGAGCUGGAUGCCGCCUCUGGUUCCCUGCGCCGCCUGUCUUUGCAGCCUCGUUCCCAUUCUGUGCCCCGCUCACCCAGUCAGGGCUCUUACAGCCACGCCCGCAUCUACUCCCCGGUCCGCUCACCCAGUGCCCGCUUUGAACGGCUGCCACCUCACAGUGAGGACAUCUAUGCUGACCCCGCUGCCUAUGUGAUGAGGCGAUCCGUCAGCUCCCCCAAGUAUGAUUACCUGGGAGACAGGCGGCCAGUCCCUGCAGGACUGUUCCCCUACAACUACCCACCAUCCCCCACGGUCCACGAUAAGAUGGAUGAACUUUUAGAUCUUCAGUUGCAAAGAAACCUAGAGUAUUUGGACCAGCAGAUGAGUGAGAGCGAGACUCUCAUCAGUAUGGUGAACCGCAUGGUGGAGAACUCCUCCCCCAGGGCCCAACUCUUCGUGCAAGUCCCUCCAUACCCAGAAGUGUUCCGGGACAGCCUCCACACCUACAAGUUAAACGAGCAAGACACGGAUAAGCUGCUGGGCAAGUUGUGUGAACAGAACAAGGUGGUGAGAGAGCAGGAUCGGCUGGUGCAGCAGCUCCGAGCAGAGAAGGAGAGCCUGGAAAGUGCUUUGAUGGGCACCCACCAAGAGCUGGAAAUGUUUGGAAGUCAGCCUGCUUACCCAGAGAAACUGCUUCACAAAAAGGAAUCCCUGCAGAACCAGCUCAUCAACAUCAGGGUGGAGCUAUCGCAGGCCACCACGGCGCUGACCAACAGCACCAUGGAGUAUGAAAACCUCGAGUCUGAGGUCUCUGCCCUGCAUGAUGACCUCUGGGAGCAGCUCAAUUUGGACAUCCAGAACGAGGUGCUCAAUCGGCAAAUCCAGAAGGAGAUCUGGAGGAUCCAAGACGUGAUGGAGGGGCUGAGGAAGAACAACCCGUCCCGGGGCACGGACACUGCCAAGCACAGAGGAGGACUCGGGCCCUCAGGCACCUACAGCUCCAACAGCCCAGCCAGCCCUCUCAGCUCUGCCAGCCUCACCAGCCCCCUGAGCCCCUUUUCACUGGUGUCUGGCUCUCAGGGGUCCCCCACCAAGCCGGGGUCCAAUGAGGAACCCGGCCCACCUCGGCCACCCCUCCCCAAAGCCUACGUCCCUCUGGAGUCACCUCCCACCGUCCCUCCACUCCCUAGCGAGAGCCGCUUCUGGCCAUACCCCAACUCCCCUUCCUGGCACCGCAAUGGCGAGACAGCCAGGGGUCAGCCCAAGGCAAGCUAUGAGCAGAACAAGAAAGACUCUCACCAGACAUCACCCCUGGAUACCCCCAAAGAUAUCAGCCUUCUGCCCACCAGGCAAGAAGUGGAGGCAGAGAAGCAGGCAGCUCUCAACAAAGUUGGCAUUGUGCCCCCUCGAACAAAGUCACCCACUGACGAAGACGUGACCCCUUCAGCAGUGAUGAGAAGGACCGCCAAUGGACUCACCAACGGGCUCUCCUCCCGGCAGGAGCGCCCCAAGAGCGCUGUUUUCCCUGGUGAGGGCAAGGUCAAGAUGAGCGUAGAGGAGCAGAUUGACAGAAUGCGGAGGCACCAGAGUGGAUCCAUGAAGGAGAAGCGGAGAAGCCUGCAGCUUCCAGCCAGCCCGGCCCCUGAGCCCAGCACCCGGCCUGCCUACAAAGUGGUGCGUCGUCAUCGCAGCAUCCACGAGGUGGACAUCUCUAACCUGGAGGCUGCCUUGCGUGCAGAGGAGCCUGGUGGCCAGGCCUACGAGACACCACGGGAGGAAAUUGCCCGGCUUCGCAAAAUGGAGCUAGAGCCCCAGCACUAUGAUGUAGACAUCAACAAGGAGCUUUCCACCCCAGACAAAGUGCUCAUCCCCGAACGGUACAUUGACUUGGAACCAGACACUCCCCUGAGCCCUGAGGAGUUGAAGGAGAAGCAGAAGAAGGUGGAAAGGAUCAAGACACUGAUUGCCAAGUCCAGUAUGCAGAACGUGGUGCCCAUCGGCGAGGGGGACUCUGUGGACGUGCCCCAGGACUCAGAGAGCCAGCUGCAGGAGCAGGAGAAGCGGAUUGAAAUCUCCUGUGCCCUGGCGACCGAGGCCUCCCGCAGGGGCCGCAUGCUGUCUGUGCAAUGCGCCACCCCAAGCCCUCCCACCUCCCCUGCCUCCCCGACUCCACCAGCCAACCCCCUCUCGUCUGAAUGCCCACGAGGUGCCGACAGCAGCCAUGCCUUGCGGGUCUGAGCUCUGACUGCAAGCCCUGGCCGAGGCCAAUGCUGUGAAGCUCCACAGAGCCACGUUCUGAAGCGUCCUCUGCCUAACUGAGGUCCUGGCUGCCCACCCUGGCCCCCAUUCCUACGCUCCCAUGAGAGUGCUGCAGGGAGCCAGGCUGGGGGCCAGGGCUGCUGCCGCAGAAGUGUGGACACCUGAAACCCCGCUGCUCACGCUGUGGUCCUAAGCGAGAACUGGGAUGGUGAGGUGGGGAGGCCGUCCUCUCUGACGCUCAAGUCACAGGGAGCCCCUGCCUGGCUUUGGCUGGCAAGGUGGUGGCCCUACAUGAACAUUCCCUGGUGGAGAAGGCACCCUGGUGGGGAACAUGCCAUCGGCUGUCCUAGUGAAGACUGGAAGUAAAGGAGAGCUGGACCCUCAAUGCCAAGGACAGCACCUGCCAUCACCUCCUCCCUGUGUGCCCCAGCUGUGUCCUAGGCUCUGCCACAUCUCUGCUGAUAGAGAUUCUUGGGGUUCAGUGGAGAUAUCCACCCCGCUUCAGCCAAAGACAAGAGGAUAAGUAGGGGUGGAGUGGGGGAGGCUCCUGGGCUCCCGGAGGGGACAGAGCUGGCUGUGAAUGGAGAGCAGCAGGUCUGUGCAGUGUCUGAGGUCAGGUCGAGAAGAGGUAGCAGAGAGGAAGGGAGAGGUCCCGAAGAGUGGGGAAGGGAGGAGGAGGAGUUUGCAAGAAAGAGGGCAGGGAAAAUGGAGGAGGAUGCGAUGGGCUUUCCCAUGAAGCCUAAGGUCAGCGCUGAGUGCAAGGCAGAGUCACCUCUGCACCUCCACCUCAUCCGCAGGAGGAGCUAGACCCAGGGGACCUGCCAGCAGGGUGUGCAGUGGCCUCAGCUGAGGUGCUUGGUAUGGGGACCGAGGAAAGGGUGAGGGAUGCAGUGUCCAUAGUGAUAGCCCAGGAGGCGGUCCUUCCUGAGCAGGGCCUGGUAUCUGCGCCUCCCUCCCGGGGUCAGGGGCAGAGGGAAGGACCUUUCUUCUGUAGGGUGUGCUUUGCCUUACGCCUUCCCUAGCCAGUUUCUUGCCCCUUUCCCUCUCAGUGCUCCUGUCCCCAGGAGAGGAAAGGAGGCCUGAGUCUAGGGGACCAGCCUCUAGGCCUGAUCCCUCAUCCCGGGCAUCUAGAGAGGGAUGACCAGGCUGGGUUUACCAUCCACCUACCCAGGGAGGCUGCUGGGGGAGAGACAGAAGCAGAGCACGUCUUUCCUCUGCCCCAGCCACCUUGGGAUGAAUGUAGCCAGAGAGGACAAAGGAGGGGGAAACUGAGGACACCUGGCCCAGAGUUGGCUGCUGGAGACUCCACCGUGACCAGCAGCAGCACCAAGGACAACUGCUUCCCUCCCACCGGUUUCUCUCCACUCCUUCAUGGCUGGAAUGGCUGGCUCAUAUGCAAACAAAGAUGACAACUCAUUCAACAAACACUGCUCGAGCACCUUUUAUGAACCAGGCACUGUUCUAGGUGCUUCGGAUAUUCUCAUGCUUCUGAGGGACUAAUGACUGGGAGGAUUUCACCUGUUUUCCCUUCUUGCAGGUUUUUUGGUACAUGAAAAUGACCCCCAGCUACAUCUCCCAUCUUCACAGCUCCAGAACCCCAAAUCUGUUCUUUCUUUUUUACACGCUGGUAGGUGGGAUUGGCUCCCCGGUCACCCUCUCCCGUUUCCCUCCACAGGAAACAGAUUGUUCAGGGCCUUCCAUGCCUUUGCCUUUCUUUAGCUGUCUCUCCUUUUUUUUAAAGUGGUAUUUUUAGAAAUAUACAUGUAAAACCCUGAGAAAUAACUUCACCUCUGCCGCCUCUCUGCCCUUGUGUCCUAAAGCCAGCUCCUUGUGUUGCUUUACAUGCCUUAAUAUAUGUUUUAUGGAGAUGAUUCAUGUUCUGGAUAUCACUGUAAUAUAUUUGUCCGUUUGGAUAUCAGUCCUUUCCUCAGCUCCUGCCUGGGCCCGCUGUCUCCCACACCGUUCCUAGCAUGUCGAGGCCAUACCCCUUGCCUUUUUGAUCCAAAGAAGGGGAGAGAGGAAAGACUUAUUUUAAGACAGAUCUAUUUUAUGCUUUUGUUUAAAAAGCAAACCUAUUUUCAAAAUGUGCAAUGUCUGACUGGAUGGGCUAGUGAUGUGACAAGAAGGGGGUGGCAGCUGCUGAACCCCAGUCCUGUGCCCGUCCCUCUUCUUGACGGCUUCCUGCCUUCCCAUCACACAGUCAGGGAAGGGCAGGGCCCCAGGGCUCACCAGGGAGCAUCUUGCCAGGACAGACCUUUCCCUAUGAAGCCUUGCUCCAAGGAUUUGAUGACACUGUCAGCUCUUUGGGGCACAGUAAGGGUUGUCGGUGCCCGAGUCCUCUUAGAGGAAAUGUUUACAGUUACAUGUGCAGGACACGAGGGCAGGCACACGUCCUCAGGGCUCCUGGCCACCUGCCCUGGUGCUGCUGGAAAGGGUGGAAUUUCAUGGCAGUCCAUGCUGCGUAGUGCUAGGGUGUCCUGCUCCCUGCUGGACCUGUGACGUGGUGCACGGCCCAGAGGAAGUGGCUUGGGGUCCUCUGUGUUGUCCCUGCUCUUAAUCUGAGUUCCUUGGACUUCUCACACUUGUACUUGAUUCCUUUCUGGUUGGACUCAUACUUAUGGCAUCUGGCUUCUUUCUUUCUGGACCAGUUCCUAAGGGGAUGGCACCUCAGUCUGGCAUCCAGACUGGGAAGUCACCUUCUUGGUUAGGGAAGGUCCCACUGACAAUGUAACAUCUCAGCUUUGCCCAAGAAAUGCCAGGGCUUUUGCAGGCUGCUUGCUGGGGCACUGAACUAUGCCAGCUCAGCCUCUGAAACUGCCUAUUGAUUGUGAGCCUGAGCGGGGAGGCUCUUGUCUUGCAGGGAUGGGGGGAGGAUAGAAGUCUGUCCAGAUCUGAAAUCAAGAGUUUUGGAAUUUUGCACACAGCUCCUAGCCAGCAUUUGAAGCCUAACCUCCAACUGUGCAUUUGCUGGCACUGUAUUCCCAGCCUAGAGCACCUCGCUCUGAGUGAAUAGGGCCCAGAUGGAAGCCCAGAGCUAGGGAGUCCUCCCGUGGAAAGCCUUGGCUACUCCCCUGGGCUCUUCCCGGUUAGCCCAUCACCUUCCUGAUCAGAAACCAGAGGCUGCAACUGAACUCUGCUGCUGUCACUUUAGAAACCUUCCCAGGUGCAAGCUGAGCCUGUUUGCUCUGCUGCCUGUGCGAGAGGCAUGGUUUUGAGGCAGGGCUGACUGCAACAAGAUGGGAUCACUUCCUUUCUCCUCUACCUGGCAGCUCUUAAAACUAAGGAAAAAUGUUAUAUAUAUAUAUACAUAUAUCUAUUUAUGCACAUAUUGGGGCCAAUUUGAUUUACUAGAAUUAGACAAUAAACCAUAUAAGGAACUUUAUGAUCUCAGUGUCUUUAUUUAGAAUACAAGUGACCUUAGGUGAAGAGUUAAGGUUAGAGACACAGAGCACCUCUGUUGGGACCAAACUGCAGUAGCAUCAUUUCUUUAGCAAAUAUCUGGCCAACAACCCCUCCGUGGGGAAGAGGGACAUCCUGACUGAGAUAGGGAGCAUUCUUACUCCAUCUAGCCACUCCAGAAUCUCUCUGAGUUCCGAUUUGUAUAUUGCAAGUUUGUAUAAACCCAAUCCUGAAAAUAAAAUGAACAGUUUGUACCCGU
Molecule: messenger RNA, 7980 nt
Organism: Cavia porcellus (domestic guinea pig)
Lineage: Eukaryota; Metazoa; Chordata; Mammalia; Rodentia; Caviidae
Gene: Plekha6
Product: pleckstrin homology domain containing A6
Exons: 27
Coding region: 591-4301 (1236 amino acids)
Molecular function (GO): protein binding
Source: RefSeq, a predicted model, not a curated record